AUGGCGGCCCCGAGGUCGAACGACAGGGGCUUUCACAAAUUUCUUCCGGACCAUCUCUACACCUGCGCCCCUCACGUCGCCAGCGCAUUGCAGCAGUGGAGCCGACGGCGCAAUCCUCUUGCUGCAGCAGAGCCGAGUCUCGGCGGCUCGGGCUCGACGAGGUCGGAGACUCGACAGGCUCCGAAGCGGAGGAUCAGCGCGGCGGCUUCGAGCUUCAUGAUCCCGUCCUUCAGCGAGCCAGCGGGGUUCGGAAUCGACCUCUACUCGACGAAAUACUUUCUGACAUGCGCCGUGGGAGGCAUGCUCUGCUGCGGGGUCACGCACUGCAGCAUGACGCCCGUGGACGUGGUGAAAUGCAACAUGCAGAUCGACCCCGUCAAGUAUAAGAGCAUCGGCGCAGGCUUCCGGACGGCGAUCGCCGAGCAGGGCGUGGCGGGGCUGUUCCGCGGCUGGGUGCCCACCUUUCUGGGCUACUCGGUCCAGGGCGCCGGCAAGUAUGGCUUCUACGAGCUUUUCAAGCACUUGUACUCGGAGGCCGUGGGGGUGGACAAUGCGCUCAAGUACAAGACCGUGCUCUACCUCGCGGCGUCGGCCUCCGCCGAGUUCUUGGCCGAUCUCGGCCUCUCGCCCUUCGAGGCCGUGAAGGUGCGCGUCCAGACUCAGCCCGGCUUCGCCAAGGGGCUCAUGGACGGCAUGCCCAAGCUGCUGGCCAAGGAAGGCAUGGGCGGGCUGUACAAAGGGCUGGUGCCGCUCUGGGGGAGGCAGAUUCCUUACACGAUGAUGAAAUUCGCCACCUUCGAGAGCACCGUGGACGCUCUCUACAAGCACGUGGUGCCUCUGCCCAAGGACAAGUGCUCGCCCGGCACGCAGCUCGGGGUGAGCUUCGUCGCCGGGUACAUCGCGGGGAUCGCGUGUGCUGUCAUCUCGCAUCCGGCCGACAAUCUGGUCUCGUACCUGAACAAUUCGCAGGGAGCCACCGUUUCACAGGCCGUGAAGGACAUGGGCGCCAGGGCGCUGCUGACCCGAGGCCUUCCCCUGCGCAUUUUCAUGAUCGGUACCUUGACGGCGGCUCAGUGGGGCAUCUACGACAGCUUCAAGGUGUUCGUCGGUCUGCCUACCACCGGUGGCGCUGCUGUUGGCGCUGUGCAAGAAGAAGACGACGACGAUCAUCGUGACCCGAAGACUGCCCAAUCGGAUGUCGCUCUGGAAGAUCGCUAG
Molecule: messenger RNA, 1218 nt
Organism: Marchantia polymorpha subsp. ruderalis
Lineage: Eukaryota; Viridiplantae; Streptophyta; Marchantiopsida; Marchantiales; Marchantiaceae
Source: the annotation of a GenBank genome assembly